GCCAAACACCGGCGCUCCCCACACCCCCGCCGCCGCCGGCCGCCGCCGCCUAUGCCCUUCCGCCCCACGCUCCCCCGCCGGUGCUCCCACGACCCCAAGCUCUCCUCCUUCCUCUCCGCCCUCGCCUCCCUCACCGCCUCCCCCUCUUCCUCCUCCUCCUCCCCUUUGCCGCCCGCCGGCUCGGUGCCCGCCUCCCCCACCCCCGCCGCCUACAACGCCCUCAUGUCCGCCUACUCCCGCGCCGGCCGCCACGGCGAGGUCCUCCGCCUCUUCCGCUCCCUGCCCUUCGCCCCCACGGCGCCGCUCUUCACCACGCUCAUCUCCUCCCUCGCCGCCUCAGGGCGGCCCCUCGCCGCGCGCGCCGCCUUCGCCUCGCUCCUCAAGUCCGGCGUCCCGCCCACCGCCUCCGCCUUCACCGCGCUGCUCAGGUCGUCGAGCGACGCGCUCGACUUCGUGGACAGCGUGUUCCGCGCCAUGGAGGCCCUGGGCUGCUCCCCGGAUGCCGCCGUCUACAACUGGGUCAUCUCGAUGCUCUGCGACUUCCAGCUGGUGCAGGAGGCCCUGGGGUUCCUCGACCACAUGCUCGAGAACGGACCGCGACCCACCGCUCGCUCCUUCACAGCGAUUCUACGUGCUUACUGCGAGCAGGGAAGGUUCUUCGACGCAGGGAGAUUAGUCGAUACGAUGAUCCAGAACGGUUGCCCACCGGAUGUAGUAUCAUACACCGUGCUCAUUGAGGGGCUCUGCCGUGUUGGGGAAUUCAGCACGGUGGAAAUGAUCUUAGGUGAAAGUGAGUCGCAAGGGUGGAUGCCAACUGCUGUUACAUAUAAUAUUUACAUGUCUGGCUUGUGCAGGAUGGGGUUCUUGGAUGAGGCAUUUCGUCAAGUAGAUAUCAUGCGCGGCAGAGGGCUGUCCGUGACAGCUGAGACAGUGCAUAUUCUCUUCGAUUGUUUGUGCCGAAAUGCAAUGUUUUCAGAAGCAGUGUGCUUGCUGGAACAUAGUGAAGAGCUGGGCUGGGAUGUUGAUGUGUUUUGCUAUAACACUCUGAUGAGUAGGCUUUGUGACGUUGAUGAUUUUGCCAGGGUCUUGAAGCUGCUGGUUGAUCUGUUGAAGAAGGGCAUUGGACCAGAUAAGUUUAGUUUUACCAUUGCAAUUCGGAGCCUCUGCCGAGCUGGGAAACUUCGGCUGGCAAAGUGCCUUAUAGAAAAUAAGGGGAUUAAGUAUGAUGUUGUGGCUUUCAAUACCUUGAUUCAUGGGUUCUGCAUAGCUGGGGAUUUAGACAGGGUUCAGCAAACUCGUACAGAUAUGAUCAAUAGGGAUGUUAUUCCAAAUAAUUUUACUGAUGCAAUGCUGAUUGAUAGUUUAUGUAAAGAGCGAAAGUUUGGCGAGGCAAAAAGAUUUGUUCUUGACUCUUUGGUAAAUGGUUUGGUGCCUGAUCAUCUUAUUCGUCUGAAUAAUUGGUUGGUAAAAGCAAAAAAAAUGACACUGUUACUGAAGUUACUCUAUGAAAUACGCUGUAAAGGAAUUGUGGUAGAUACUUCCAUUAUCAGUCCAUUGGUUAGGGUAUUUUGCUGGGAGGGGUACUGUCGGCGUGACAAUUUCUAUCAAAUUUCACCUAUACUUGACAUUAUAGUAACAUAUGUCGAGCAGUAAUGGAGCGCAGAGCAGUGUGAUUAUGUGAAACUCAUUUUGGUUUUAUUCUCUGCUAAGCAAACAAUGGUUGACAAUUGCUACAUCAGAGAUAAUCAUCUUUCAUCAGGGGAGGAAUAGCUGAGUUUGAACAAAUGACACUUAGAUUUGAGGAGUCCAUUCGAAGCUAUCAAGUUUAAAUGUGCUUUUAGAUAAAUAAUGGACAGAGAGGUAUGCUUUUUUUUGGGGGGGCUUGUUCUGUAUUUACUCCCACAAGGGCAAUCCCUAUGCUGAAAUCAUUGUAUUAUACCACCUCUGUUUUUUUGUGAAAGAAAAUCAUUGUUGUACUAGAUAUUUUUGGAGAUGACAUGUCCUUUUGUUGUAAUUUUGACUCUUCAAUAGAAACUUCAAUAAGCCCCAGGUUCUUUUUAGAAAAACCGAAUCUGACUUUCUUUUGUUUAUUAAUGGUGACAAUCACCUAAUGGUCUGAAAUGCCCUUCCCUUGAAUAGGAGCCAGUGGUGACAAGUCAUGGGUAUGGCUAAUAUGCUGGAAGGUGCACUUGUUGACAUUAUAAGUUCUCAACCAAGGUCUCUUCUGCAUAUACAUAUGAAUGCAACCUUGGAAAUGAAGGGUGGUCACGCAUUUGUCAAGUGUACUCAUCUGAUAAGAUGUCUGAGAGCAUGUCUAGUAUGAACACAUUUGUUCAUUCAACUUUGGAUCAUCGAUGUGAAUUUAUCAUUUUAGCCGAGUAACAGGACCAUCUUCGUUUUCAUUUGGGGUGUGGAAGGCUGGAAGCUGCUAGGGGCGCAUCAACCUACUUAGAUUUGCCUACCCAUUUGGAUGAUGAUAAAUCACAUGGGCUACACAAUAUACAUUCGGUGUGCCCUACUUGGAAAGUGAUGUGCUGUUAGAAUGAGAAUGGCAUAGGCAUACUGUAAUUAGCAUAAGAGUUUGUUGGAUGGACCUUGUAACUCCUGUCUCCUAAGUUCCCUGAGAUGGCACUGUAAUAGUAACUAGCACUUCUGAGUCGUGUGUGGAGCUCUCAGACCUAACUUAUUUGCUAGUAGAUGAGUAGAGACACAGAACUGCUUAGUGCUACUGUUUACUGCCUGAAACACAGUUCAUUCUUCUGGUCAAUUCAAUAGGGAAAUGUUGAUACUUCA
Oryza sativa Japonica Group (Japanese rice) is the source of this 2793-nucleotide messenger RNA. RefSeq names its product pentatricopeptide repeat-containing protein At1g09900. Gene Ontology annotation, molecular function: protein binding. The record is from RefSeq and is a predicted model, not a curated record. Lineage: Eukaryota; Viridiplantae; Streptophyta; Magnoliopsida; Poales; Poaceae.